Polypterus senegalus (gray bichir) is the source of this 3903-nucleotide messenger RNA. RefSeq names its product abhydrolase domain containing 15a (gene abhd15a). Gene Ontology annotation, molecular function: short-chain carboxylesterase activity; monoacylglycerol lipase activity. The transcript is spliced from 3 exons. The coding region runs from base 845 to 2269 and encodes 474 amino acids. NCBI's taxonomy places the organism in Eukaryota, Metazoa, Chordata, Cladistia, Polypteriformes, Polypteridae. The record is from RefSeq and is a predicted model, not a curated record.
GUGCGUCUCAUUGUCACUCCAGCGCGCGGCUGUUCGAAGCGGCAGGACUUCUCACCUUUCUGCCUGCGGAGCCGAGACAGUCGGCGUCCAGUCAGGAUCCCGGUGACCACUGGGACGUGAGCUUUACCUGUCCUGGACGUUAACACCAAAUGACAGUUAUCGAUACCAGUCUACCUUACGACGGGCGCUGCAUUUUGGGAAUUGCAGAGAUAAAGUGCGUCUGAGGGACGCGUUUUUUUUUAAAUUUAUUUAUUUAAUUUGCUUUUGAGCGUUUCUCGUCGUGUGAAGAUGCAGCUGCUGAGAACGCGCGCAAAGCACUUCGAUGUUUCGAUUGAAACAGAUCAGGCGUAACCUAAAGAGAAUGGUUUCAGACUAAUUAUCACCUCCAUUUACUGAUGUUUGAAGAAAGGUCCUCUGUUUUCCAGAUCGGCAUAACCUACCUACUCAGUUGAACUGCAUUUUUCUGAAACAUGAGGACUUCAGGACAAGGAACUGAGAGGCUGAACACCCAUACAAUUUUAUGUGGUAACGACCCACUUGUGAUUUAGGACACUGUGUUUUUGGUUGCUUCUACUUAAUGCAUUUUACAAAGCUGGCCAUAUGGUACGUGCCAAGUGCUGUGGUUCUGAUUUGUGUCAUCCUGAUUGUGGUGCUUAUUCACACCUACGAUCAUAAUUAGGACACAUACAGUAUAUGGCUCCUUCAGAAUACUGGUCAUAAUUUAGGAUAGUUUCUUCUGCUACCUCCACUACAUACAGUAUAAUGUCCCUUUGAAUACUAUUUUUCUGGUGGCUCCUGCACACUAAGUGUGAUUUAGGACGCUACACAUCUCUUCUGCUCUACAAUGCUCGAAUUGUUGUGUGUGUUGUGCAUACUGAUCUUCAUUGGUUGCUUUUGGGCUAUUAAACAGCACCUUGCAUUUGGGAAAGCUAGGGCAUCUUUACAGGACCACUUAAGGGGCCAUCCAAGUUCCAGUUUAAGUGAUGACUCUAAGGAUGCCAUCUUACUCAUCUGCAAACCUUCAGCUUUGGCCAACUACCUCAUCAAGCAUUGCACUACCUUCCACGGCUUCUGGACCAGCCUAAGUUGGACUUGGAACUGGACUUCUAGCCCCUUCCUGCAAACUAUAUUCAAUACCUGCUGGCCAGUUGAUGGUAAAAUUCACUUCAUAAGAGACUGUCUACAAAUGAGUGAUGAAGGUCUAGUAGCAUUAGACUGGGCUGUGCCAGGGACAGCAUUGCACAGGAGGAGGAGGGCAUCCAGUAACUCAACUGCUCCAGUUCUAGUGAUCAUCCCCAACUCAUUUGGAAGACUUACCAGGAACACAGUCAAGCUAUGUGAGACAGCUCUGGACCAUGGUUACCUGCCAGUGGUGUUUAACCGACGCAGCCAGAAUGGAACACCUCUCAGCACACCUCGACUCCAGCAGUUCGGAGACCCUUCUGACCUCAGAGAGGCUAUACGCUACAUCCGCUACAGACAUCCUUCAGGGCGCUUAUAUGCUGUUAGUGAAAGCACAGGGUCUGGUCUUCUUCUGUCCUAUCUGGGCGAGUGUGGCUCCUCCAGCUAUAUGACUGCUGCUGCCUGCAUCUCACCCAUAUUCCGCUGCCAGGACUGGUUUGAGAGUGGACCACCUUGGAUAUACCACUGGCCCUUGUUGCUUUACCAAAAAAUCUGCCUCAGCAGAUACACGACGGCCCUGAGUGAGAUCAUACACAUGGAAGAGCUGUUCUCCAGCUGUUCACUGCGGGUCUCGGAGGAGGCCAUGUUCUGCCACUCUGGAGCAAAGGAGGCAGAAGGGAGCUAUAGCACCUCUCCCUGGGAGUCAUACUGGGAGCGCAACGAUCCUUUGCGGGAUGUGGAUGAGGUGGCUAUUCCUGUGUUGUGUUUGUGCAGUCGGGAUGACCCAAUCCGUGGUGACCCUUCAACUACUGUACCCUUUGAACUCUUUGAAACCAACCCUCAUUUCUUCUUGCUUCUCACCAGCACUGGAGGGCAUUGUGGUUUCAUUUCCAGUGGAAGCAACAGAGACAUCUCCUCUUCAAGCUACAUGUGGAGCCACCAGGCAUUGCUGGAGUUUUUCCAUGCCACUAGUGAGUUUUUUGCAGCAGAGGAAAGGACCAAACUAGCUGUCAGGCGCCGAGGAUUAGGGGUUGGGUCCAAUGUUAAAGGCUUCCCUUGCCGCAGUGUGAGCAUUUGCAAAAAGGAAGCAGUCUGCUCUCACAACAUUCAUGACAUUUACAACUGGCAAAGGUCCUACACAAGGUAACAGUGAGAGGGCAGCCCUGUGUAAAGUGCGUGGUACAGACUUGCCAUGGGACAACGCGAGGGUAAAAUUAUCGGUGGGGCUCCAGCUGCAGGAUGUCUCUCUGCUUUCACUCUCAGGUUUGCUAAACAGUGGGUCUUUAGAAGAUGAUGUUACUUCAUUAUCUCAUGUGGGUCACAUUACAGCACAUAUAAUAUUAAAACCGUGGUUAAAUGAUGUUAAAAUGUUAAAUAUAAAAUGAAAUAAGCAGAUCCAGAAUAUCAAAUGGGCAAGGACAAAGACCAAGGAAUGGAGCUAGCUGAAUAGGAGAAUGGCAACACAUUAAAGACUGAAGGCGAAGGACAGCAAGAGGAUAACACAGAACUGUGACUAUCUGCUGACAAGAGUGCUUUGAGGUUUUGAUGCAGUGACCACACUGGCUUCAGAAGACCACGGUCGAGUUGUACAGGACAAGUGAUUUAGGCCUGUACUGAUUUUAGAGCUUUGUCAGUAUGGCAGUCUUUACAAAUAUUCUGCAAGCCAGUGUGACUUGUCCUCCUGGGAGGUUAUGUAGUUAUGAUAUUUGUUGUCUACGGCAGUAGCAUUUUUUCUCACUUGGGGGCUCAUAAUAAUACUUUUGGGAUUUUUUAGAGAGACUUCUAAGGAGUGAAUGUUAGUAGGCCAGCCAAGAGGCAAUAAAAACACAGAAAAAUGUUUAGCAUCUGAGAUAUGUUUAGACUUUGGAGACAUUACCCAGUAGAAGAAGAUGGCAGGAUCCCAGUUUAAGUGGGAAAAAAAAUAAUGCGUUAUAACCUAUAAAAAUGUGUGACAGAUCAGAGGGGGAUGGCUUGGGUAAUAAUAAAGGAAAUAUGAAGUAGGACACACUGUAAGUCACUUUGAAUGUUCCCAACCAAGCUUCUAUGAAAUGCCAAAAGAAUACCAGUUGGCUUUGCUGCCAAGUUAUUAGAUAGCUAGUACUUUAUUUGUCCAAAGGGGAAUUUACAAAGUUAUUAUAUAAAUAACACAAAGUAUGGUAUCAUUGCAAUAUGAAACGAAAAGCACAGAUCAAGUCAUUCUGAUGUUUUUAUUGGUUAUCUUAUGUGAAUAUGUAUACUUUUCAUUCUUUGUGAUGGACUUUACAGUUUGGGCUUCUGUCUUAAUAAAAUUGCUGGUGGGAUAGAGUCCAGAUGAUGGAUGAAUGAAUGGAUGAUUGCAUAGCAAGACACUUUUUGUGACAUGGAAAAUGAGGUUAAUUUCAGGAACAAAUAUUGGUAUCAAUUCAAGGAAAAUACACAAGAGAUAAUAAAUACAAACUGUCAAGAGACAGAAACAGAGCCAUAGGAAAUGUCAUUGAGUUGAAGUUGAGUCAUGGGCAACAGAGGUGCUGCAAAAAUACCAAAGUGUUUGUCUUUUUAUUUCCAUUCAUGCAUUCUUGAUUUAUAAUAAGCACCUGGUGACACUCUUUUUAAGUUACAUGUAGGUGGUAAAUACAUGUUUCCUAUCUAACAUUAAGAAAAGAAGCUUUAAAAUUAUUUUGAUAUACCUUGUGAAAUGCAGCCACUUCUAAGUGAAUGUCUAAUGUUUCUAUGUUGUUUCUUGACAUUUGUAUAUGUGUUUGUAUGUUUUUAGAGUGUCUUGAAAUAAAAAAUGCAAAACCA